This is a messenger RNA of Vigna umbellata (rice bean), 2441 nucleotides long. NCBI's taxonomy places the organism in Eukaryota, Viridiplantae, Streptophyta, Magnoliopsida, Fabales, Fabaceae. The record is from RefSeq and is a predicted model, not a curated record.
GAGUGUGCACCACUGGUAUUUUAAUUACUGAGGCAAAGCAAAGUUAGUAGUUGGAGGAGUGUGGUGUAAUGCCAGAGAGGUGUGUUAUUUUCCCUCCAACCAUUCAGAUUUCAAUAACUAACUGCAUUUAUUUCAUUUCCAUCUUCCUUUGUUUUCGCUGCCUGCAUCUUCCCCUCUUAUUUUUGGGGUCAAUUAUAUAUCCGCUAUCAACUGCUGCAUUACCCAACAAACCAAUCUCACUUGGAUACAAUCCACAGGGUUUUCACUCUCAUGGACCUUCCGCUUCUCAGGAACUCUCCCCAAUUUUCUUCAAGAAAAAGAAAAUACCUUCUCCUAUUUGCCUUCUUCGGUGCCUCCGGUUACGCCGCCUAUAGGGCUUACAAUUCACCCUAUGUAGCUCAAAAACGCCACCGUAUUGCCAAGCUCCUCAGAACCUUCGUUACCGUCGCCGAGUUAAUUUCCGAUUCUGCACACUCCCUCACCGUUAUCUCUAACGACGUGCACCAAUUCCUCGCUUCUGAUUCCGACGAGAUCCCCACCAGUUUGAAGCAAUUAGCGAAAAUCGCCAAAUCGAAGGAAUUCUCAACGUCGCUGGCUAGGGUUUCCGAGGCUGUGACGAUUGGAAUUUUGUUAGGGUAUAACUCACGUGCGGGUAAUGAUAAUAACGGUAUUGCUCCCUUGGAAAUCACCGCGGAAGCUUCUAAAUUCUCUGAUAGGGUGUUAGAGAAGCUAUUCUCGAAGGCUGGGACGGGUUUUGCGUCCGUUGUGGUCGGGAGCUUUGCGAGGAACUUGGUUUUGGGUUUCUAUGGUGCCGAAUCAACGGGGGAGAGGUCUCAAUCGGGGGUUCCUAGAUGGGUGAAUGCCAUUUAUGAUGAGAGGUGUGGCAAGUUUAUUGGGGAUUGUGUGCAGAUUUUUGUGAGCACUGCGGUUGCUGUUUUUCUUGAUAAGACGAUGAAUGUCAAUACCUAUGAUGAAAUGUUUGCGGGGUUGUCGAAUCCCAGGCAUCAGGAGAAGGUGAAGGAGAUUUUAGUUUCCAUGGUUAAUGGGGCUGUUGAGACCUUUGUCAGAACUUCGCACCAUGUUUUGUCUAACCGGAGUGAGAGGUUGAAUUCGGGUUUAUCUAUGUCUUCUGUUGUUGUUCCAGCAAGUGAAGACGGGUGCCUGAAACAGGAGGUUUUUCUGCGGCAGGUCAGGAUUGGAAGCUCGGUUGGGGGGGCUCAGGAUGUUGGGUGGCUUGAACAGAUUAAGUCAACGCUAGCGGUGCCGGCUAACCGAAGGUUUGUGCUUGAUGUCACGGGGAGGGUAACGCUUGAAACGGUGAGGUCAUUUGUGGCGUUUUUGAUGUGGAGAAUAACGGAUGGAUUCAAAAGUAGUGUUUGUAAGGUUCAUGAUGAGGUAGUGAACAAAGGACUAGAAGUGGUUAGAUAUAUUGCAGCCAAGUCAUCGGUUAUUUUUACCUUGUGCCUUGCUUUGUAUUUGCAUAUUGUGGGUGGUAGUAGGAUUGUUUUUCCUGCUUAGUAUGAUGUUUCAGCCUACCUCUUAAUUGUAAUGCAGUUGGAAUAUAAUGCAGAAAAAUCGGAUCUUUCAGUUAGGCAGCAUAUAUAUGUUUCCAGCUUUCCUUUCUCUAUAAAGUUUAGAUUUAGCAGAUUUGACUCUCUGCAACUGCCAUUGGAAGUGGCUGUCGGGUUUGUAUCUGACUAAUUUUCAGAUUGCUGAUGUUGUCAGGUGAGUUUAGCCUUCUCUUAUCCUCGAGCAGCAAACUUGGUUUUGUCACUUACUGGAUGAUCGACUAACUGCGUGCUUAAUGUACCCUAAUACAUUUUUCUCUAAAAGGAACAUCUCAUGCACAAGCUUGCUUUACAUCCUUUACAUUGUUGUUAAUAUUAUUAAUCAUUACUGUUCAGUUUCCUGCAUUCUAUUUCUUGCAAUGGUUUCUUUAGGAUUAGAUUAAGAAGUCAUAUCAUGAGAGAACUCUUACAUUUAAUUACUUCUGCUGAAUGGUUUCUUUUUUAUUUGAUUAAGAAGUCCUAUCAUUAAAGAACUCUUAAUUUAAUUAGUUCUGUUGAAUCAGCGAUACUCUCUACGAGUCACGAGCAGUAUACUAUCACUGUUUUGUCUAGGUAUGGCAAUUAAAUCUUAACCCAUGACCAUUCAUAUAUGAUCCUGCCCUGAUUUUGAUGGAGAAAAUAUGCUUUGACUGAGUAUGUUCAUGUUUUUUCCAAUUUGCAAUAGUGGCAUGGGUAUGUUUAUGUAUCUAUCUGCACCUGAACCCACCUUAAAGUCACACAUGUGGAUGGUGUACUGCGUGAGAGAUGAGAAGUACGAAGGUGCGGUGUCGAUUUACUAUUCUCGCCUUUGAUUCUUUCUCACUAUUUCUGAGACACUACACAUGCAUAUGAUCUCUCAAUCUUAUUUCUUAUCAUGGUUGAAAAGCAUUAUAA